UCGUUUUAAUCAGCGAUAAGAUGUCCCCAAUUCACAUUUCGGUAGUAUAAUUAUUAAAACAUUCAUUUGUGUUUCAUAGGUCAAAGAUAAAAUGAUCAAGUUUUGCGUGUUAAUGAACAUUCUGACCUUAAUAUGGGCUGAACCACGUGUGAUAGAUCCUCCUCUGCGAGUAGAUCUUCAACCGCCAGAAGAGUUUCGAUCUCUAUCAUCAAGACAUGUUAAGACAGCUUGGAUUAAUAUGCCCAUUGAUCAUUUUGAUCCACAAAACAAGGAUACAUAUCGAAUGCGAUUUAUGUUUAACGAUGAAUUCUUCGGUGGAGAGGGUUACCCAAUAUUUAUACUAGUAGGCGGUGAAUGGGAUAUAGUACCAGGUUGGUUGCAAGGUGGAAACAUGUACCUUAUGGCUGAGGAGAACAAAGGGUACCAGAUAUACACUGAACAUAGGUUUUACGGAGAGAGUCUGCCCUACAAAAACUUCACUACAGAGAAUCUUCGUUUUUUAAACGUAGAUCAGGCAUUAGCCGAUCUCGCAUACUUUAUAAAAGAAAUUAAGAAAGGGCCACGGUUUGCUAACAGCAAAGUGAUAUUAUACGGAGGUUCGUACGCUGGCAACAUGGUUUUGUGGUUUAAACAAAGGUACCCACACUUAGUUGUUGGUGGCGUUGCCUCGAGUGGACCAAUUAUGGGAAAAGUAGAUUUUACAGGAUAUUUGGAGGUAGUGCACGAUGCAUUUUUAUCGGAAGGCGGAGAAGAGUGUACGUCUAUUAUAAAUCAAGGAAUAAAGGAUACUAUCGCCGCCUUAGCCACAGAAUCUGGUCGACUGUCCAUACAACGUGCCUAUAAACUAUGCGCUCCUUUGGUCCAUACGAACGAGUAUGAUCUUGGCUUCUUUUCGGGACUCAUCAGUUGGACCUUCUCCACGUCAGUGCAACAGGCGCGGCCUAGUACUCUCACCGCUAUAUGCCGUAACUUUGAAUCUAACAGUUAUGGCUCGACCCCGAUGGAACAGAUUGGUGGAUACAUAGCUGCAACUCGAAAUCUUGGCAACGAUUGCUGGCAGAUUGACUACGAGACAUAUGUUGAAAGAUAUCGCAAUGAAAAUUCCAAUUCUCGCGCGUGGUAUUACCAAACGUGCACCGAGUACGGCUACUACCAGACAGCCCCGCGCUCUGGGACUGUGUUUGAUCAACUCAGGUGGCUUAGCGUGCGUUUUUAUGUUGAUCUAUGCCAGCAAGCAUUCGACCAAAGAUUUGACGAAGCGUUCGUAUAUGAUGCGGUGGAACGAGUGAAUCUGGUGUUCGGCGGCCUGCAGCCUGACGUCAACAACACUAUCAACAUCCACGGCACCGUCGAUCCGUGGCACGCGCUCGGCGUGCAUGACCGCGACCUCAAAGAAGGAUCGCCUACCAUCACCGUGCCCCGAGCAUCUCAUUGUUUUGACAUGGGCAAUUGGCGGAUCACUGACACGAUUAGAAUGACCAACGCACAACAAGCAGCCAGAAGACUUGUGGCUCAGUGGCUUUCGGAAACUGUUUAAAAUAGAGAUAU
Nymphalis io (European peacock) is the source of this 1548-nucleotide messenger RNA. Its product is annotated as putative serine protease K12H4.7. Lineage: Eukaryota; Metazoa; Arthropoda; Insecta; Lepidoptera; Nymphalidae. The record is from RefSeq and is a predicted model, not a curated record. The transcript is spliced from 10 exons. Gene Ontology annotation, biological process: proteolysis. The coding region runs from base 92 to 1537 and encodes 481 amino acids. Gene Ontology annotation, molecular function: serine-type exopeptidase activity; dipeptidyl-peptidase activity.